Molecule: messenger RNA, 1360 nt
Organism: Erigeron canadensis
Lineage: Eukaryota; Viridiplantae; Streptophyta; Magnoliopsida; Asterales; Asteraceae
Product: cold-regulated 413 plasma membrane protein 2-like
Exons: 6
Coding region: 633-1247 (204 amino acids)
Cellular component (GO): membrane
Source: RefSeq, a predicted model, not a curated record
UUUUGCACCACUGGGUUACCAAGCGAUGUCGUGGUCGAUGUCGGCGAUAUGGCAUUCCAUCUUCACAAGGUGGAGAAUAGACAUUGCAAAAGAAAAUGGGGAUGAAGACUAUUAUUGCAAUUUUGCUCGUGACCCUUAAAAGCUACAAAUACAACAAGACAAAGUGAGCCAAAGAGUUUACGGAGCAUUAUAUACUCUUUUCCCUUUCGUUUCACAUCUUACGUUCUCACUUCAUCAACAGUUCAUAAAAAAAGACUUUUUCUUCUAUACUACUCUUUGUAACAACAUCAAAACUUAGAGUUAAAUGUUUGUUGGGUUAAAUGGAAGGCUUUGUAUGGACACAUCAUGAAUUCAGAUAAAUAAUUUUAGGCUUUACUCCUAUUUAUUUAUACUAGUUUUUAGUAAUAAUAUAUUUUGUACUAUCAUAAUUAAUAUACAAAAGUUGAACCAUGUGAUAUAUUGUUAUUGGAACUAACUCGAAAUACUUGGAAAUGAAAAGGCGAUAACAGUUGGAAACUUGUAGCAAACCGCACUACCGGCACUAAAUAACGUUACUAAAAAAAUGGAGUCUUUUUCAACUAGAAUCACACAUUCCCACUAUACUGUUAGUUCGAUCAGCCCCGUGUGUGAAAAUGGUGAGGAGCGAUUUUUUGACGUUGAAGGCAGACGAGGUAACAACAGAAUUAAUCAACGCAGAUUUGAAUGAGGUCAAAGUGGCGUUACAAAAGUUGUUUGAUCAUGGGUUAAUCACUCAGCUCGGUGGCUUAGGAUUCGGCACAUCUUUUCUCUCUUGGGUCGCAUGCUUCUCCGCUAUUUAUCUGCUGAUAUUGGACCGGACAAAUUGGAGAUCAAACAUACUAACUUCACUUUUAGUACCUUAUAUAUUCUUUAGUCUUCCUCCUUCAUUGUUCAAUCUCCUAAGAGGGCAAUUCGGAAUGUGGAUUGCAUUCAUUUCAGUCGUAGUAAGGCUGUUCUUCCCACGUCAUUUUCCAGAUUGGAUGGAGAUACCUGGAUCGUUGAUGAUUCUUUUAUUAGUUGCUCCAAACUUAUUUGUUCAUUAUUUUAGGGGCAGCUGGGUCGGUGUUGCCAUAUGUCUUUUGAUCGGUUGUUACCUACUUCAAGAGCACAUUCGGGCAUCAGGCGGGUUUAGGAAUUCUUUUGUGCAAAGCCAUGGUAUAUCUAAUACCAUCGGUAUUCUUAUGUUAUUGAUCUACCCUACGUGGAAGCUCGUCGUUCACUUUGUUUGAAUCAUGCACAUUUGUUCUACGCAGAUUGAAUUACCCACAAAGAAAUCUUUAAUUUUAAUUUAGUAAAAUGUAGAUGAACUUUAUGUAUUUGAAACGAUGGUUCUUAGAUUAAC